AUGUUCAGAGCUUUGGGCAGGGAUGCCCCGAAGCCGGUUCGAGGGGAGUUCCGCUUCCACCGCCAGAAAUAUUUGCUCGAUUUUAAAAGGUUGUUGUUGGUGCCGGAAAAGGAGUCGUUGGAGGAGGGGCAAAUGUCGACGUAUUACAAGGACUUGCCGGUGCUCUUGGGGGUAGAGGUGGUAUCGAUGGAGGCGCUAGUAACCCUUGAUACAACGGAGAAGAGAGCUGGUGGGAUGGAGAACGACGUGGUACUAGAGGCAACGCUUGAUACAACGGAAAAGAGUGCAUGUGGGAUGGAGAACGACGUGGUACUGGACGUUGCAGGAGUGUUAACAUUUGACGUUGAAGUACUCGAUCUGGUACCCGAGCUUGCUAGAGUGAUAGAAGUGGAGGUGGGAGUAGGAGAAACGGUCCUGGAGCUUGCUGGAGUGUUAAGCCUGGAGGCAGGAGUAGCCGACGUGAUCUCGAAGCUUGUCGGACUGCUAAGCAUCAACGAGGAAGAGGCUGAUCUGGCACCGGAGCUUGCUGGAGCGCUGGCCUCCGACAUUGGAGUAUUCGAUGUGGUCUUAGAGCUUACUGGAGUGCUAAGCUCCAAAGUGGUCCUCGAGCUUGCAGGAGUGCUGACUUGA
This is a messenger RNA of Letharia lupina, 630 nucleotides long. RefSeq lists its product as uncharacterized. The transcript is spliced from 2 exons. The record is from RefSeq and is a predicted model, not a curated record. NCBI's taxonomy places the organism in Eukaryota, Fungi, Ascomycota, Lecanoromycetes, Lecanorales, Parmeliaceae. Bases 1 to 630 code for a protein of 209 amino acids.